CAGCCACACACGCGGCAGGUUAGAGUUCACUGAAUGCUGAUGAUGUCAUCGUCUGAAGAUGGCUGAAGGAGACGGUUGGUGGGGAGGCUGGCUUCAACAGAGCUUCCAGGCCGUAAGAGAUAAGUCAACUGAAGCCUUGGAAUUCAUAAAGCGAGACCUGACUGAGUUCUCCACUGUGGUGCAGCAUGACACAGCUUGCUCUAUUGUGGCAACAGCCACUGCUGUCAGAAACAAACUUGCGGUGGAGGGAUCCUCGGACACAACAGAAAAAGUCAAGAAGAGUCUGUCUAGUUUCUUAGGGGUUCUCACUGAUACACUUGCUCCGCCCCCUGAUAAAACCAUUGAUUGUGAUGUGAUCACAUUGGUGGCGACGGCAGCAGGAACCACAGAAGUCUACGAUAGCUCAAAGGCGCGGCUCUACAGUCUGCAAGCUGACCCCGCCACAUACUGCAAUGAGCCCGACGGUCCUCUGGAGCAGUUUGACAGCUGGCUGUCCACUUUCAGUCUGGAUGAGAGGAAAGGAGACAUCUCAGAGCUUUUGGUCAACAGUCCUUCUAUACGAGCACUGUACACUAAAAUGGUCCCAGCUGCAGUGUCCCACUCAGAAUUCUGGCAGCGGUAUUUCUACAAAGUCUUCCAGCUGGAUCAGGAGGAGGCGAGGAGGGUGGCGCUGAAGCAGAGGGCGGAGCAGGCUGCACACACGGAAACCCUAGACUGGGAGGAAGAAGAGGAAGAUGACUUCCUUGGCGGCAUGUCGCCUCAGCUCAGCCCACACCAACCAUCAAACGGGGGCUCGGCUCACGCCCCAGCCCUGACUGCCUCCACGGGGACCCCUCCACCGAGUCCUGCUCUGUCUCCAACUGAGGAGGGUGACGCCACACUGUCCGGGAGCAGCGUCAGCCUGCCCACGCAGUUGGAGGUGCAGCCGGCGCCUGUUGGUGCUGAACUGAGGAAGAAGCUGUCGGAAGCCUCGCUGGAGGACAGCAACCCGACCCAAGAAGAGCAGCAGUCUGAAAAGAGUCGCUUAGCAGAGGUGGCUCAGGUGGAAAGUAAACCGCAGGUGGAGGUUCCUGUUGAUGGGGCGUUGGUGCGUGUCCCCCCCUCCAAACUGCUCCAGACCACCAAGGAAGAGGGACCACAGGACCUCAGGGUGUUUGAGCUGAACUCUGACAGCGGGAAGUCCACGCCCUCCAACAAUGGCAAGAAAGGGUCCAGCACUGACGUGAGCGAAGACUGGGAGAAAGACUUUGACCUGGACAUGACCGAGGAAGAGGUGCAGCUGGCUCUCUCCAAAAUGGAGGAUCCCGGGGAGCUGGAUGAGGAGUGGGAGAACUGGGAGUAAAGAGGCUCUGCGGCACAAAGUGUCCUGCUUUUGAAGCUAGCUCUCGGCCGAGGAAUCAUGCUUAUCGUGUCUUAACUCUUUGUCCACACCAUGUCAUGACUGUCGUUAGGGGAUUUUCUGGACCACAGUGGUUAAGCUGUUGGGUGAGCAACAGGAAGACCAUGGCUUCCUCAGCUGUCUGAUUGCAGCCUUCGGAGGGGGUGGCCACUAGGGGGUGGCUAGUCGGAUGUUACAGCUGAAGGACAAGAGUCCCCCUUUGUGGGGGUUCACCGCAGUGGGGCAGAAGCUGUUUUUUUUUCAUUUUAUUAUUAUUAUUUUUUCUUUUUGCCAGUCAAGUCACUUUUUAGUACGAGGGCCGAUGAGCUGCAUGAUGGCCAGAACCAGAGACGCAGCUCGUCACCUUUCUUAAACGAAACACUUCAAUCCAUUCUGCCCUCUUUCUUCCAACUUUGAUUAUUUCAUUUUUUAUUUUGCCACCUUUAAUAUGCAAAAGAAGAAAAAAAGUCGGCCUUCUUUCACAAUGCACUUUCGUUUGGGAUCCACUCCUAGCUUUAGACACAUGGCCUUGGGAAGCACGCGGUGGCGUGCAAACAUUUAUGUCACAGCCGGACCAGUGAAGACGAUGUCACUGUUAGUCCUUCACGUUCUAACGUUCAAGUUCCACCUGAGUCGGUGGAGGGAGCUUGUUCAUUUGUCCUCUCGUUGAGUUCAGACUGGUCCUGCUUGGCUUCACUUUGAGGGCAGCUGUGAGCCUGAUCUGUGAUUGCAAUCGUUUUGUUUUUGUCUGUGUGCCGAGUGAGAACGGGAGCGCACCCAUCUGUAAUUAAGAGAUGUAAGCAUAGAGCUGUAAUAUUUAUACAAAAUAAACACUUCAUCAGUGUAGUUAUGAGCUUUCUAUUGCAUGUCUGUACUAAUACAGGAUGCUAAAGCUGCAGAUUGAUUUGAUUCAGUUGUACGUUUUUCUUUGGCUGUUUCCUGGGAUUUGGUGUUCAGACGGUGUGUUGCAUGUGUGUAAUUCUCAGUUGUGUAUUUUCCAUCAGAUUCACACUUUGAACCAAUCAGAGCUGCUGGAUGCAGGUCUGCUCUCUGAACUGUUUCUUUUCCCUUCAACUCCUUCAGUAUUUUUCAGAUGGUUCUAGUCAUUAAAAAAAUAUCAUAAAUGGCA
This is a messenger RNA of Oryzias latipes (Japanese medaka), 2507 nucleotides long. It is a transcript of the gene bsdc1, whose product is annotated as BSD domain containing 1. The record is from RefSeq and is a predicted model, not a curated record. Lineage: Eukaryota; Metazoa; Chordata; Actinopteri; Beloniformes; Adrianichthyidae. Gene Ontology annotation, cellular component: cytoplasm.